AUGAGAUAUUUUCAUUUCUGUUUUGCUGUGAAUGAAAUGUUACGUAAAAGUCUACUCGCAUGGCACUUUAGUCUAAUUCUAUUGAUUGACAAUUCGAAUGGUUCAGAUAUCGGACAUGAAUAUCCUCCCAGCCCGUAUUCUUCAGAAUUUAGAAAAUGUGGAAUUGAUAAGAAGGGAUAUAUUUGUGAUCCUGAACUAAUUCUCUCUGAUCAAGCUAGACAAUCGCUAAAUGAGCUAUUGUUACAGUAUCCUCGAGAGACACCGUGUUUGUGUCAUCCAUGCUAUCGAAAUGAAGCGAAUUUAAAUGCCAGACUUGUUGUAUCUGCCCUUGUGACCAAGAGACCUCCAAAUGAAACUAUUUCAUUGAUAAGAUAUGCAGAAGGUAUACAUAACAAGUGGAGAAUCGGUCAGUGUAAUGGGAAUGACGUGUUGAUCUUAAUCACUGAGAAAAGUAUACAUAUUUCUUAUGGAUCAAUAGUUGCGCGCACUUUAAAUUCAGAGUGUACACGACGUCUAAGCGGUCGUUAUGAUUCAAAUAAAGAAAUCGCUACCAACAUUCGUCAAACAGUGUUUAUUUUACGUGAAUAUUUCCUAGAUCCAUGUUUAUGUCGACCGUGUAAAACUGCCUAUUCUUGGUUUAAAAUUCCCGCCAUGCUUUUAGCAUGCUUCUGUUUAUUAACAUGGUUAAGUCUCGUUGGUCGUAGAGCCUAUCUACGCCGUAAUCUGCAUACACGUCCGUACUGUUCAUUGUCUGAUCUGACGUAUACAAGUACUAACCGGCAGUACUAUUCUCGACCAUCACGUUCUGGACGGGCUAGAAUUCAUGGGAUCACACCACCGUUUAAUUUAUGGGAAACACGAUCAUAUCGGUCAAACAGUUUACAUGGAAUUGAAAAUGUCAAUAAUUCGAACUGGCGAAAUUUUUCAUCAUAUUUUGGUCGAUCCAACGGUCUGUACUCAGAUGGAUUUCGGAGUACACCUCCACCGCCUGCCUACUCUAGCCUAAAGCAUAUCAUUCAACCUCCUCCUGCGUAUUCAGAAAUUCAGUCGAUUGAUUUAUCUAAACAGUGUGUAAAUCCACCAACGAAUAACACUGCUGUAUCGCCGGAAGUCUCAGACGACUCUCCGCGACAAGAGCAAUUGCAAACAACCUUGACUACAAUUACAACUUCGCCUCCAUCUUAUUCAGAGGUGGUUUUAUCUCGUUCUAUCGAUCAUCAGGUUAUACAGGCUGAGAGUUCCAAUGAAACAGAAGCGCACACAUCAACUACUGAUACAGUGAACACACCUGCAAAUCCACAAUCUUCUUCGUCAUAA
Molecule: messenger RNA, 1317 nt
Organism: Trichobilharzia szidati
Lineage: Eukaryota; Metazoa; Platyhelminthes; Trematoda; Strigeidida; Schistosomatidae
Source: the annotation of a GenBank genome assembly